Molecule: messenger RNA, 5393 nt
Organism: Lepus europaeus (European hare)
Lineage: Eukaryota; Metazoa; Chordata; Mammalia; Lagomorpha; Leporidae
Gene: HSPA12A
Product: heat shock protein family A (Hsp70) member 12A
Exons: 12
Coding region: 106-2136 (676 amino acids)
Source: RefSeq, a predicted model, not a curated record
CGCUGUCCGGCGCCUCAGACCCCGAGGACGCGCACAGGGACCCUCACGGACUCACGCAAGGGCGCUGCGCCGAGCGCUCCUCUCGCGCGCCGAGGCUGCUCGACCAUGGCGGACAAGGAGGCUGGCGGCGGCGACAGCGGGUCCCGAGAAACGGCCCCCACCUCUGCAUACUCCUCUCCAGCCCGGAGCCUGGGGGACACAGGAAUAACGCCCCUGUCCCCGUCCCAUAUUGUGAAUGACACGGACUCCAGCGUCUCGGAGCAGCAGGUGUUUCUCGUGGUGGUGGCCAUUGACUUUGGGACCACGUCGAGCGGCUAUGCCUACAGCUUCACCAAGGAGCCAGAGUGCAUUCACGUGAUGAGGCGAUGGGAGGGAGGCGAUCCUGGGGUGUCCAACCAGAAGACGCCCACCACCAUCUUGCUGACCCCCGAGAGGAAGUUCCACAGCUUCGGGUACGCCGCCAGGGACUUCUACCAUGACCUGGAUCCCAACGAGGCCAAGCAGUGGCUGUACCUGGAGAAGUUCAAGAUGAAGCUGCACACCACUGGGGACCUUACCAUGGAUACAGACCUGACGGCGGCGAACGGCAAGAAAGUCAAAGCCCUGGAAAUCUUUGCUUAUGCCCUACAGUACUUUAAGGAACAGGCUCUGAAGGAGCUGAGUGACCAGGUGGGUUCGGAGUUUGAGAACUCUGAUGUCAGAUGGGUCAUCACGGUGCCUGCCAUCUGGAAGCAGCCGGCCAAGCAGUUCAUGAGACAAGCCGCCUACCAGGCGGGCCUGGCCUCUCCCGAGAACUCAGAGCAGCUGAUCAUUGCCUUGGAGCCCGAGGCGGCCUCCAUCUACUGCCGGAAGCUGCGGCUGCACCAGAUGAUCGAGCUGAGCAGCAAGGCAGCCGUGAAUGGGUACAGCGCCAGUGACACAGUAGGAGCGGGGUUUGCACAGGCUAAGGAACACACACGGCGUAAUCGGCAGAGCCGGACCUUUUUGGUGGAGAAUGUCAUAGGAGAAAUCUGGUCUGAGCUGGAGGAAGGUGACAAGUACGUGGUUGUGGACAGUGGCGGAGGCACCGUGGACCUGACAGUCCAUCAGAUCCGGUUACCAGAGGGACACCUUAAGGAGCUGUAUAAAGCCACAGGUGGACCCUACGGAUCCUUAGGAGUAGAUUAUGAAUUUGAAAAGCUCCUGUGUAAGAUAUUUGGAGAGGAUUUUAUCGAACAAUUCAAAAUCAAACGUCCCGCAGCCUGGGUUGACCUAAUGAUCGCAUUUGAGUCUCGCAAAAGAGCUGCUGCCCCAGACCGAACCAACCCGCUGAACAUCACCCUGCCCUUCUCGUUCAUCGACUACUACAAGAAGUUCCGUGGGCACAGCGUGGAGCACGCCCUGAGGAAGAGCAAUGUGGACUUUGUGAAGUGGUCCUCGCAGGGCAUGCUGCGGAUGAGCCCGGAUGCCAUGAACGCCCUCUUUAAGCCGACCAUCGACAGCAUCAUUGAGCACCUCCGGGAUCUGUUUCAGAAGCCCGAGGUGUCCACGGUCAAGUUCCUCUUCCUGGUGGGUGGCUUUGCUGAGGCACCGCUGCUGCAGCAGGCGGUGCAGGCUGCCUUCGGUGACAAGUGCCGGAUCAUCAUCCCCCAGGACGUGGGCCUCACCAUCCUCAAGGGUGCCGUCCUCUUCGGCCUGGACCCCGCAGUGAUCAAGGUGCGCCGGUCCCCGCUCACCUACGGGGUGGGCGUGCUGAACCGCUACGUGGAGGGCAAGCACCCGCCCGAGAAGCUGCUGGUGAAAGACGGCACGCGCUGGUGCACCGACGUCUUCGACAAGUUCAUCUCGGCAGACCAGUCGGUGGCCCUGGGCGAGCUGGUCAAGCGAAGCUACACCCCCGCCAAGCCCUCGCAGCUGGUCAUCGUCAUCAACAUCUACAGUGCCGAGCACGACAGCGUCAGCUUCAUCACCGACCCCGGGGUGAAGAAGUGCGGCACACUCCGCCUGGAUCUCACGGGUACCAGCGGUGCGGCGGUGCCCGCCCGGAGGGAAAUCCAGACCCUCAUGCAGUUCGGGGACACCGAGAUUAAGGCCACGGCCGUUGAUAUAGCCACCUCAAAGAGUGUCAAAGUAGGGAUCGACUUCUUAAAUUACUAACCGCCCCUCCCUGCUGCCUGCCCCCUUGGACUCAACUCAUCUGCAUCCGCUGACCUUAGCCUUGACCGUCCUGUCCCUGACCUUGACCCCUUGCCAUCGUCUGCCCAAAUUUCAUCAGGGAAGCUGAGAACAACCAGGGCCAGGAACAAGGAGGGAUUUCUGAGUCACCGGAGUCAGGACAACGGCCAAAAGUGGAAGUUGAGGUUUGGGAAUAGGAAAUUUCAGGACCCUAGGAGAGCAGCUCGUGUCCAUAGCGACAGAGUGGAGGGAGGACCCACCGCGUGACAAGGCGACCGGCGCCUGUUCGCAGCAGCUGCCGUCCACACAUCGCUGCUGAGCCGAACUCCGGCGGAAGCCCUGUGGCAUCUUCCUAGGUUUCAAGGGAGAUCUCUGAGCCAGGGGGAGAUCUUUAUCUGGGACUUUCGUUUUGUCCUUAAUGUUUUUUGGAUGGCAGUCAACACAGAAUGCCACCCAUCUGCAGCUAAUUUCUUUUCAUCGUGGUGGGAUCAGAAGUGGUGAUUCAGUGGGAACUUGGCGCGAUGGUAGCUGGUGGGAGAAGACAGCCUACACAGGGCACUAUUUUAGGUUCUCAUAGAAUUUAAAUUCCAAGGCAGCUUAGCAAAGGAAAACUGCAGCCUUGGCUCCCCCGCUGGGACUGCCAUGAGUGGGAGCGCGCACUUCAGCUUUUCAGCAGGUGGAAACUUGCUCUGAUGUUCAGGAGUUACUGACAUAUCCCAAAUUAUAUUCAUCCCCCUCCUCCAUGGGGGAUUUAUUCCAAGACCUCCCACUCCAUCCCCUCGAAGUGGGUGCCUGCAAACUGUGCCUAGUACUGAAUUCUAGCUACAGGGGUCUUCCAAAAGUUUGCAGGAAAUGGAAUUAAAAGAUAAUGCAAAUUUUCCAUGAAAUCCUGGAAGUCCUCGUCAUAAAAUAUGUAUGUCUUUUUCCUAUCUAUACAUACACAUGAUAAAAGUUUAAUUUAUAAAUUAGGCACAGCAAAAGCUUAAAACAAUAAUAAUAAAGUGGAAUAAUUACAUUAAUUAAUGUAAUGAAUAAUUACAUUAAUCACCUAGGGUUCCCUUUGGAAGAGAGCUGACCCGUGGUGAGUGACACCCUAGUCCACUGUCUGAGUGAGUGAGCUGCCUCCCUACCCCCUGCCUUGGGGGUGGCGCUUUCAACUGUUCUGGGAAGGGCCUGGGAGGAAAAGAUUUCAGGGGAGAAGAACUAAGAACGGGGCUGACCCCUGGUGGGCUCUGUUCUCUCCUGUUUUCUCCAACAUCAGGAACCAACUAAGAAAGAAAGAAUCAAGAAUCUGACUCACAGCCCAUCUGAUCUGUUCAAAGCUGUGCUUUCCACCUGCUGGAAUUCAUUCCAAUUUUAAAUCACGGGAUGCACCUGAUUGGAUAGAGGAGGGAACCGACUUCGAAUGGGAGUUGGACCCACAGGCCAUUAGCAUAGCAGGCAGAUUUUCAAUCACGUUUCAGAUUUCAUUUUAACGCUUCUGUCUUCUUCGCCUCACUUGCAGCAGAAUUCCAGCUAGAACAGAAAACACCAACAGCCACAGAACUAGGCAGUCUGGUCCCAUGACGUCCAGGCAGGGUUCCACAGCCGGGGACAAAGCCUUUGCUCUCGUCCCCUUGCCGCCUGCUGUGCUUCACAAGCUGUCUCAAGGGUCUCUCUUUGGGGCUGGCAGCCAUGUUCGUCUACAAAGAAGACUUUUCAGCUUAGUUCUGAGUAACAGAAUUUUAUGUACAUACAAUGCCAGAAUCUUGUACAGAAUCUUUAUUUCUACUGUGUUGCUUUUCUUGUUUAAAAAUAACGCUCUUUGAUUGUCGCUGUGGACCUUGCUAUCCCCAAUUUUGCUAUCCCUUCAUUGUGCUCAUGAAUCAUCAAUUUAUGCUGAUGCCUAACUAGGGACUAUGUGCGCGAGAUGGAGCAGCCUACACAGGGUGGGGACCCUCUGAGUCCGUGCGGCCCCUGGAUGAUGGUGUUGUCAGACCCUUGCCCACACACAUCCUUCCCAGAGGCCUAUAGCUUGUAUUUAAAGCAUUACCUAUCAAUCCUCCUGUCCAGACUUGGAGAACAGAAGAGUACAGUUCUGUGCGGGAGCACCUAUAAAACACUUUACAACCUGUGGGGCUGUCAAGCUUCCUUCUAAGGCAAAGCAGUCACUAUACAGGCAAAACGUGGUGUCCUCUGUGUGACGAUUGUAAUUUUCCAAAGCCAAAGGAAGAAGUGUGCAUGAACCCAGCUUUUCUGCUGGGUUAGGUGUAACCGAGAGUAAUGUUGUCAAUCCCCCUUCUUCUUCUCCUUUUUUUUUUUUUUUUUUUUUGCUGAUGUAAAGCCUUUCCUGCCUUGCAUUAAUGAUGUCUCCUCGUCUACUAUUGCUCUUCGAUGAGCUGCUAGAUAUCUGCAGUGUUGGCAAACAGAUGAUGGACAGGGGGUGACAAUUUAAUUAGACUUCCUCCUGGCCCCAGAGAUGCAGCCUGAGUGGCUAAAACUCUUUCAAUGAGAUCUCCAAAGCCACUCCCACCCCUAGAAAUAUUCUAGAAUAAGGACACUGGACAAGUACACUUGGACACAUUUCCUAACCUUAGAACACUUCUAGAAGGCCUGUUGUCUUGACUCGUUUCUCGAUUGUCCCUGGCGUAUUAUCUGAUGGUCACGCUUCUUGGAAGCAGAACUGUCAGGGAUUUCUUUUGUAACUUCCCUUUUUGUACACAGCAGGCAGCAAUACAUGCUGAACGGCAGGACAGGUUACAGACAGGACAGGGGAGAGGAGGCGCCAGAUGGGUGUGUCUGCGGAGUGAGGGCUGAGGGGAGUCCGGAUCACAGAGCCUGCCCCACCCUUAGGAUGUUAUCUAGACCAAGUUUAGCUUUUAGAGCCCAAGUCUGGUUAAGUGCCAGGGUAGCCAUGAAUUGCAUGCACUGCUAUAAGCAGGAGUCCAAUGCACUAUUAGCUGGAGCUCGAAUUUCACAUUGUAGCGAUGUAAUAGCUGUGAUGAAGCUGUGGGUGCCUGUAUGCUGGGAACUGGCCCACGGGGGUGACGAGCCUAACACUGGUGGUCAUCGUGUCACCUACACUGCCCAUCUGCUUGAAAUAGGAAACAUUUAUCCUACAAAUCUCAGCCACUGGGGUCUUGUGCACUACAAGAAAAACCCAAACGUCACAACCUUUGCAGCGGUUCACAACUUGACGGGAUUGUAUCUACAAACUCUUGGCUUCACCGAUGUCUAAUAAAGCAAAACUCUGGAUCUCA